This is a messenger RNA of Dermatophagoides pteronyssinus (European house dust mite), 1631 nucleotides long. RefSeq lists its product as uncharacterized. Gene Ontology annotation, cellular component: cytoplasm. Lineage: Eukaryota; Metazoa; Arthropoda; Arachnida; Sarcoptiformes; Pyroglyphidae. Gene Ontology annotation, molecular function: protein serine/threonine phosphatase activity. The record is from RefSeq and is a predicted model, not a curated record.
AACAAAGGUAAAAAUCAAUUUUUAAGGCUUGUGAAAAGAAAAAAGAAUGAAAUUAUUUGAGCCUUCACAACAUUCUGCAUCAUCAAAGAUACCAGAAACAUCGGUGAUACAUGAAAAAUCUGAAAAAUCUGAAGAUUACGUUGCACAUGCGACGGAAAAUGAAGAGUUGAAUCAGGAAAAUUUUCGAAAUCUAUUCCAUGCCACAGAGGAAUUAUAUGAAAAAUAUACACAAAAUUGUCGUAAUGAAUCGGAACAUAAAUUUCUUCAGAAUUUAUUGAGCAGAUUUAGAAGAAAAUUUUACAUAAACAAUGCUGAAAAUCUUGAACUAGUUUGUCAAUUUUUUGAACGAACAUUAGCAAAUGAAUUGCCUUUGGUACGAGUCAAUGAUGUUAAUCUAAUUUAUCGUUUUUUUGGAGAUCUACAUGGCAGUUUUAGUGAUCUAGCACUUAUUCGAUCAAAGUUUUGGUCUGAUGGUGAACUAAAUGGCAAACAUUUUAUAUUUUUGGGCGAUUAUGUUGAUCGAGGUAUACAUGGAUUCGAAGUGGUGAUCUAUUUAUUUAUUUUGAAAUCAAUGUAUCCGAAUAGUUUUACUAUAUUACGAGGUAAUCAUGAAUUUUCCGAUAUGAAUCGUCAAUCAUUUUUAAUGGAAAUGCGUUUAAAAUUUGGCAAUGAACUGGGCUAUCAAAUGUGGUCAAGAAUUAAUGUUGCAUUUGGCGCCUUGCCAUAUGCGGCAAUCAUUUGUGAAAAUAUAUUCGCCUGUCAUGGUGGCAUACCAAAACAUUUGCGCAGUAUGGAACAAAUUGAACAGAUUCCAAAAUGGGUCACAAACGAUUUGGAUGAAAGUUGUGUUGGAUUUCAAUUAAUUUGGAAUGAUUUCUACACAAAAGAUUUGAUUACUUCAGGUGAAUUUCAUACUGAACCAAGAUAUUUCUCAACAAAUCGAUUACGAGGAGCUGGUUUUAUCAUUGGUAAUCGUGGUGCCGAAAGAUUUCUUACCCGUUUUCGUCUUGGAUACAUUGUACGUGCACAUCAAUAUCCAUCAUGUGAAAUAAACGGCUAUGAUUACAUUGCAUUGAAUAAUGGAGCUGUGUUUACAUUGUUUUCAAAUUCAAGCUAUGUAGGCGAUGUAAACAACACAGCAUAUCUUCAUAUAUCGAUUUUAAAUGAACAAAUAAAAAUAUAUCCACUGGUCGAUGCUCAACAAAGUGAAGAAUUUUUCAAUAAAAGUGAACUAAUCGAACCAAAUGAUGCCGCUGCAGCCUUAAAGCAUCGAGAUCCAUUUUUCUUUGCUUUAUUUGAUUCAGCUGAACUUGAAGAAUUUGAACAAAAACAUCAUCAACAACAACAACAGCAACUACACGAAGAAGAUUUAUCCCAUCUAUUACCCUCAACUCCCGCUAUACCACAAACAUCAUCAUUAUUAUUACCUGAACAUCAAGAGUCACAAAUGAGACAAGAAUCAGAACAAAUAGUAUCGCCACCAUCUUCACCAUCACCUAAAACAACGAAAAAACGAAAAAAACGACGACAACGUAAGCAACAACGACGACGAAAACAGAAAUGAGUUUGAGAAAAUGGAAAGAUUAAAUCAAUCGAAUAAAUAAAUUUCAAUGUGCCAUAUAAUUAUUCAA